GUAUUGUAAUAUAAAUGAAACACUGUUUCCACUUUGUGGCUAAGAUUUUAUUUUAAAGCAAAGUUACCUUUUUAAUCUCAGAGCCGCAUUUUAUAAGCUUACACUGCUGUGGUAAAUUUAACACAAUGGUAGUGUGCAAAUUCUUUCAAGAAGGAUAUUGCCGCUACGGUCAAAACUGCCGAUUUGAGCAUGUUUAUGGUUCAAAAUACAGCUACCAUGCAAAUGCACCAACCAAUCAGAAUCAACCAAAACAAGCACCCGGUGGGGUUACCGACGAGCAGCUGGUCCAACAAGUUCAGAAUGACGUCCAAUCAGCAUUAAAAGGAGGACAGUGGCUACUCUCCUGCUAUGCUCCGUUCAAGAAGCCGAACUUUCCGGGGUUGGCGGACCUGUCUGCAGACGAAGCCAGGCUGUUCAUCUAUGAGGCUAAAGCUAACAAUACUGUGGACCAGGCUGUGGCAUAUAUGAACAACUUAAGCAAAGAAGCGAGAAGCAAAUAUGAGCAACUACUCACCACUCCACCGCACAUACUACGCAGCCUCUACAACGGUGAAACCAUAUCACCUCCGUUCGCAACCGCCCAAACACCUCAAAGUGUCUUUGGUCAAGCUAACAAUGCAUCAUCAGUGUUCCGAAGUGCUGUACAAGAUACAGCAAAAUCUGUAUUUUCUCAAGCUACUCAGAAUGUCUUUGGGUCACCACAAGCUCAAACUCAGAGCAUUUUUGGAGGGCCUGCACAAAGUCAAAGUCCAUUCGGUGGUCAAACACAAAGUCAAAGUCCGUUUGGUGCUCAAACACAAAAUCGAAGUCCAUUUGGUGCUCAACCACAGAGUCAGAGCCCUUUUGGAGCACAGAAUGCCUUUGGCAGUCCAAAUACAGCCCAGUCCAUCUUUGCACAAGCGAACAAUUCCGUAGACCCUGCAAAAUCUGUGUUUGCUCAAGCUAAUACUCCCUCAGACCCAAAUUCCCUAUUCGCUCAAGCUGCCACCACCCAGAGUCCGUUCGGAUCUGCCCCCGCCUCAACAUUUAAAAGCCCGUUCGAACAGCCAUCUCCUUUCGCUCAAAGUUCGAGUACUUUUCAAUCUAAUGCUCCUACGAGCAUAUUUGGGCAAGCAAAUGUGUUUCAACAGACCCCUGUAGAUGAUCCUGCGGUGUAUAGUAACAUAAAUGAUGUGACUCCUGAAGAUUUAGAGAUGUUUAAGGCGGAUAGUUUUAAAUUAGGUUUCAUCCCGGAGAUACCUCCACCACAUUCUUUAUGUGUUUGAGUUAAAAAAUAUGUUUUAAUAAUUAUUAAAUUAUAAAUGUUAAAGCCCCCUACGCAAAAAAUAAUGAACAUAAUAUGCUAGUCCUACUAGUCAAAUCAGCUUUUUAAGAACUGUCAAAACGAUUUUCUAAUAUGGAAUUACCGUGGGAAUUACUAUGAAAUACUGAGGUGACGUCACGGUCAAUUCAUUUACUUUAUAUCUUCUUC
Messenger RNA from Leguminivora glycinivorella, 1471 nucleotides. RefSeq names its product nucleoporin NUP42-like. Gene Ontology annotation, molecular function: metal ion binding. The transcript has 3 exons. The record is from RefSeq and is a predicted model, not a curated record. Bases 126 to 1265 code for a protein of 379 amino acids. NCBI's taxonomy places the organism in Eukaryota, Metazoa, Arthropoda, Insecta, Lepidoptera, Tortricidae.